UUGCCUGCAUGUUGUGUUUUCCUCGGGAUUUUCUUUUUGCGCGAGCAUUGUUUAGCAGUCUGCCACACAAAAAACAUCGAGACGAAUCCGAAUGUAUGGUGAAGAAGGCGACGGACGAGAGAAAAAGAACCGUGCGUGCAUGCGUGAAGAAAAGUGAAAAUUAUCUGGUGCGAAUGGUUGGUUAAACUCCCGUUGUCCCCGUGUGGUUGUUGCCUCUGGUUUUUGGUGGCGAUUCAUCGACGAUCGCCCGUAAUUGCCCUUCCCAGUGUAGUUUUUCUUCUUUUAUUCUUUGUUGGGCUGUGUCCCGGAUUUCUCCCGCACCCGUGGAAAAUCGUAGCUAGGGAAGAGUAAAAAUUGUCGAAAGGUCUCUUAGUGGCCCGUACGAGUUAUUCCAUCGAAAAAAAAACCAACUGACGUGGAACUGUAUUUUCGUAGUGAAAACUUUUACGGUUUUAGCUAGGUAGUUCCGGAAUGUAUGUUGGUUUAUGAAAACUGCGUAUUAAAAUUUCGGAAAACAAGUAAAGCUACUCAAGCCUUGUAUUGGAUCAAAUUAAAUAGCAGAUAACGACUAAAGGACGCAUCCGGAUCUACGUAAACCUAGGAUUUCCCAGGAAAAAGACGAUUCAAUAUAUCUCCGUCAUGGAGGAUUCAUACCUUAAGGACCUGGAGACGGCUGCCCACAUUAUCAUGGCCCCUCCAACGGUGGUCACAAAAGAACAGCGGCAGCAGUCGGAACAUAUUUUUAUGAACUUUCGCAAAACCAAAUCGCCGUACGUGUUAUGCCAGACCAUUCUGGAGAAAUCGGUGGUCGAUUUGGUUCUGUUCGAGGCGGCCGACGUGCUCAAGAAGGCGAUCGUUGCCGAAUGGAAGUACAUACCGGAUCAGGACAAAAGCUCCCUUCGCCAGUACUUGCUGAACUAUAUCAUCAAUCGGGACAUUCCAGUGUUUAUCCGGGACAAGCUGCUGCAGGUUGUGUCCAUUAUGAUUAAGCGAGUCAGCUUAGAGGAUGUCGGUGCCGAACGUGGUCAGAUCAUUGAGGAAACUAAAAAGAUGCUCACGUCCGGAGACAUCAAACAGCAAAUUCUUAGCUGCAGUAUUAUACUAUCGAUUUUGGAGGAAUAUUGUAACAUCGUACGAUCGGACGACACUGGUCUGACAACGUACGAGCACUUCCGGGCUAAAAAGCAGUUCGAAGAGACCGACCUGCUGCGGGUGUUUAUCAUGACUCUUCAAGCGAUGGAGGAGUUGAUUAAAGUAUUGGAACCGAAUAACUCUAUGCAUUUAUAUUUAAUCAAGCAAAUGCUGUCCGUGAUGGACACGAUCCUAACCUGGGGAUUUCUGCUACCGAGACUGAACAUUGUUCGUUUCUUGCAACGCUCAUUAUCGAAAAAAAUUAUCGACACAUCUGAAACGGUCACGAAAGCCGUCCAUGCGCCGCCACUGCGCCUACACGUUCAAUGGAAGAACAUUAUCUUUGAACCGAAGCUGCUGGAAAUUUUCUUCUACGUGUACUGGAAAAUGCGCGACAACGAAGAUCUACAACAGAAAGCGCUGAUUUGUAUCCUACAGUUGUCCACCUUGAAGGGACCCAUCAUCUAUGACAACAAAGACGAAAGUGUUACGUAUCUUGUCAACUACCUUACCCAUUUUCUGUCCAUGCUAUCCACAAUCGAAAUAAAAGAUAAGGAAGCUUAUAGCUUUUCGUUGAUUCUUCGAAAAUUGUUGCAAUUUUUGCCCCGAGCAGAAAUCAAAGGACUUCCGAAUGGAUUGUUCGAUGCUUAUAUGCAACAAACCCUGACAAUGACAUUGAAGUUCAUAGAACUGUCGGCAAAAGAGGAAGCGAUGUCGCCGGAUGAAUCGGUCUACGUAGAUUCACUCGGCAAUUUGUUGGAAAUUUGGUUGUUCAUUCUCAACGACAAACAAAGCUACCCGGUAGAAGUGAUGAUCCCGUUCAUCACCCAGAUGUUUGAAAAAUACGUCCAGUAUCACCUGGCGGCACCGGAUGGUAUGCGUGGAGUCGGUCGAGAUGAGGACUCUUUCGACGAAAUUGCCGAAUGUGAGGAAGGCGACCGGGAACGUUUCAAGGAGCAACUGAUCAUUAUCGGCUUCUUCGGGCGGGAAAUCCUCACUCAUUCGCUGCCCCUGUUGUCUAAACUGUUGGAGGAUCGAACGCGGAGUUUGGGAUCGCAGCUGCAUGUGCUCCAUUCGACGAAAACUUUGGAUUUGUCCAGCUCGAAAACGUUGGUGAAUCUGUUCGAGGAUAUUCAUUGGAUUUUACUGAUCACGGGCCAUGUAUUGGCGAUGGAGGCAGACAGUGAGGUGGCUAUCAUUCCGUCAGAAAUCUUGAAGCUGUCCAGCUUACAGGCUGCCAGCAACGUAACCGAUGUGAACACCAGUUUGAAGUUAUUGGCCUCACCUCAUCAAGAUAUCCAGGAGAUUCCUAACGCGGAAAACAGUGCCGAUCUUGUAAUUCGGUUGAUUGCGGCUGGUUUUCGUUUGUGUGAGUUGGAAAAAAGUGCCAUCGAGGUACAAAUGUAUCAGUUCCUUAGCCCAGAGCUUAGUACAACGUUAGUGUGGUUCCUAAAGCGUUGGUCUGACGCCUAUUUGCUACCAUAUAGUGAGGAUGGUUUGUGUGCCAUAUUUAAAGAAGCAUUUGGAGCGAACACGGCGGGUUCCGUCUGGGUUAUAAACUAUUUGCUGAACAAAAUAUGUCUGAACUCGCAAUAUUUGCGUUCGGAACAAUCGGUGAUAGAGGAAACGUGUGAUUUGUUCUUGGUGCUUUUGCGGCGAGAAGACCGAUGCCGGGCCAUUUUCAACUCCGAAUUCUUUCGGUCCAUCUGUGAUCUUAAGAGUGUAGAUUUGCCCGGAACCGUCAAACGGAAACUGCUGAAAGGUUUUGUGAUGGUGGCUGCCAGUGUCGAGAACGAUGAAAUGCGAGCAGACUAUUUAAGCAAGAUUUUGCAACCGAUUGAGGAGAAGUACAAAGUAUUGAUCUCGCAUCAAAAUUUCCAAUCCGUCUAUCAAAACGAGGAUGUGAAGGUGCGCGUGAUUGAGAUAUUGGAAGAGCUUAAUGGCUGUGUACAAGGAGUUAACACAAAGUCGUUGACUAUCAUAUUUAGUAAGAUACAAUGUAUUUGUAAUCAGUUGCCUACGUUUUUGGAUCUCUAUCACAACUAUCCGGUUAUUGUGGAUCUUAUUUUAGAACUAGUUUGUGAAAUAGUGUCCAGCAUUGGCAAUGCAUCCUCGGACAAGAUGAUACGAACGGCAGUACAUGAAUGCUGUUUCGCUGUGAUCCGUAUUUAUGUGAAAAACAAUUCCAAUCGCGUUUCAUUGGAUGCUACCGAUACGGAUAACGUUCCACAGGACUUGAUUCUUGUGCUGAAACUUCUGAGCCAUUUGACCACCAAAUCUAUGUUUACCGAUGAUUUUGUCGGUUCCGAUGAUAACAAUCUACAAUCGUCAGAGAUUUGCACCUUUGGCCUAACACACAUUGUACCACUGAUUACAAUCGAUCUGAUCAAAUUUCCAGAUCUCUGCUUUCAGUACUACUGCACAAUUACAUCCUUCAUCGAGGAAAAAUCAUACAUAAUUCCUACAUUGCAUCCGGAUUUGUUGAAACAACUGCUGGGUUCGAUCGAACUAGGCCUAACGUCUUUCUCGUCCGAGGUCGAGAGCAAGUGUCUGGAGUUUCUGGAGACCUACGCCAACAGUGUGUACUACAAUCAGGACCCGCAGGCUCCGAUGGCGCAGCUGCUGCUUCCGUUCCUCAAGCUGAUGCUGGAUAUGAUCUUCGGGCAGAAGAUCGAUUUCAACAACACCAUGGACUGGUACCGGGCUGUGUUUGUGAUAAUUUGCUGUUUCCCGGAGCACUUCAAGGAAUUGCUGCAAAGCUUCCUGGCCGAGCAGUUUGGCGAUUCGGUAGAGGCGGGCGCCGGGAAGGAUCUGGCCCAGCAGACGGUGGUACUGAUCAGUUCGGAGUUUAUCAACAAUCGGAUGAUGAAAUCCAAGUUCGUCGAUCGGUUUGACAAAUUCGUUACCUUGGUAAGUACAAUGUACAAAAAGUAAAAAAAAUCUGAUAAGUUUUGUUUAAAUGAACUUUCUCGUUUUGUUUAACUUCAAUAAACAUUUCCUUAAUUGUUAUUAUGUCUUACAUAUCUCAGAAUGUAAUAUUCGUUGAAAUUGAUAGCAAAAAUUCUCGUCAGUUCGUCGUUUUAUGUGGCUCAAAAUUGAAAAUUUCUGGAAAAUAAUUUCCAACCUUUUUCUAUUCAUAUCUUUUUCUUUCACCUUAUCUUACUUAUUCUACUUGAAUGUUUGUUUAAGCGAAAAAAUGAAAUGAAACUGAUAGCGAAAUAAAAAGGAAACACCAAACAAACUGGGAAAGCUACAUUAAUUUUUAAAAAAGUUAUACGCGCUUAAUAUACAUUCCAAAAUCUUCUGCUGGAAUUAUAUUAAACGAAAAAUAUGUAGAUCAUUUUUAAAAAUUGAUGUGGAGGUUUAUGCUAAAAAUAAUAAUAAAAAGAAUGCUUCUGAAAGUUCAGUCUAUUUAAAAUAAAUCUUUAAGCAAAGCCGAAGGUUGAAACGACUUUGAAAAACAAUAUUAAAAACUGAUUAUUCACUAACGAGACUGUACCCUUACCACGCUUCAUUUAGAGGAGAAAACCGGAAUUUUGUAUGUUUAUUCCAGUGAAACAUACUUUAGAUUUUGUAUGUAAAAUCAAUUGGUUCUUUAAUCUCAUGAGCACUUCAUUUCAAUUAAAUUUCAAUGUUCAAUAAUACAAACAGAUUAUUGUAACACGUUUAGCUAGGGUCGUCAUACAUAUAGAUAGAGAUAGAAUAAGAACGAGAUGCAAAACGAUGCGGUUAAAUUUUAAAAUAUGCUAUUUUUGUACAUAACGAAUAAGUAAGCGUUAAAAAAUGAGUCUUCUAAUUCUUUGUGAUUGUUGUCGUUACUUACCUCAUUAAUUAUUUCUUAAACACUGUUCUUAACAAUCAAUCUUUCCAAAUAAAAACCUAGAAUAGUGAUUUUGACUAUAUCGAAAAUACCUAUUCAAUAAGACACAUUCGAUUUUCAUCGCACUAAUUCCGAGUCCAAAGGCGUAUGAUACGUAGAAAUUCACUUAGAGAGAAAAAAAAAACGCCCUAAACUUCUACCGUUCUCGUUUAAGCCUAGCACCUUGUGAAAAAAAGAAAUCUUUCAAAAAAAAUCAUGGCCUUUCGCAUUCUCUAUUGCAAUACAUUCACAAAUCGAGCUCACUUAGAAAUGAAUCUGCUACUAUUUUCUCUAGAUCUAAUGAACUUACAAAAAAAAAUGAAAUUAAAAGGCACAAACUGUCGAACUAUUCGGAAUCAUAUUAGUAGUUCUAUCAAUUCGAACACACCUUCUUCGGGCUUCGGCGUUAAGUUGAUUUGUUCGUAUGUUUAUGUUUCAACUUGUUAUGAAUGCGACCGAUUCCUUUCGUUAGAACUUUUGUAUGUUGAAUUAUUUAAAUUAGUUCCGUACCCUAAGUUGCAACCGUACCCUAAGUUGCAAUGGGUUAACGGCUGCGGUGUGUAUGUUUGUGAAAAUGAUGGAUCAACCCAUCAUUUUCCUGACAGUGUCGUUACACACAAUCUUGUUAAACAUGGUGUCAUAAUAUGGCCUAAAUUAGAAGAGGAGCUUGACAUCUUUAUUUAGUUUAAAUUCAGCAGUAGGUUCAAAGAUGUCUAUUUUUUUUUCAUGAUCCAUGUUGAUAAGAUGAAUGGGAGUUGAAACACUUGCCCUCCCUUCCGCAGAACAAUCGCAACAUUUGGUAGUGAAAGUAUCACAAUUUACCAUAAUAAAAGUUGAUACUUUCAAUAGGGCAUAAUUCGUUUGGUUAGGUAGUUAGAUGGUUUAGUCUUGUAGAAUUAAAAAUAGAGAAAACGUGUGAAAAGUAUUACGAUGUUAGGUAAAGGUUAUGGUAUUCGCCUCCCCAAUGCUCUAGUAAGUGUGUAUUUGCGGUUUAUGAAUUUCGUUGGCUUAUUCUUAAAUCAAGCAUUUUACAAGAACUAGAGGCUCAUUGGAUGGGAAUGCUGUUGUUGGAAAAUGUUAUAUUUCAUUUGGUAAGACGUUUUUUUGCUUUUUAUUUAAUUAUUCAUUUUUAGCAAAUCUUUACGUUUUUCGGUUUAGUUUGAAAUUCAUCUAUGGAAGUAUAUAUUAGAAUGUACGGUUUUGAAGAAUAACAAUGAGUAGGUAGUCCUAAUUACUGAUUUCGGGCAUUUUACAAUAGGCAUGCGGUAUAUUUUAAUAGAACCCCUAUGUAGAUUUUUUGUUAAUUAUGAUGGAUUUUAACAUUCAACUAGGUGAGGUAGGUAGGGUACGGUAAGAUGUGCUCUAAUAUCCAUAUUCUGGUAAAUUUUCAUGAUCUCGUGAUGUUGUGAUAGGAAUAAGGUAGCUUACUUCUACUAUUAAUUUGAGCUAGAAUUUUUAUUAGUUUGAAGUAGGCUUGCUCCAAAAAUCAAAACAAACUCUCACAUCCAUAUUUUGGUAAAAUAGUAUGAUUAGCAAAGAAAUGGAAAAACUCUAAAAAGAAAAACAAAAAUUUCAAAAUUUAGAAAAUGAAAGGCAAAAAAUUAGGGAAAAACAGCAAAUAACACUUCAAUUACUUCAUGCAAGAACUAAUUCCUUCCUUUAUAUUUCUUUUCUCUCCUUUUCUCUUUCUUUUAUUUUCAUAUACCCCUGCGCAUACGAUUCGGAGUCAUAUGAUGACUGGACCCCGAGACAACUAUCACGAAACCCAUCACACAUUCCAGUGGAAUUGGGGCGGAGACACGAAGCAGACGUUCAACAGACGACGACGAAGGAAGGAAAAACAUAUAAGAUAAGUUAAAAUGAUUCCUUUAAUAACACAAAAAUUAAUGUAGUUAGAUGCGUGGGGAGUAUGUAGAGGCCAGUCUCGAACCCGCCCAUGUCCUUCCUCCAACUGGUAUCGGGAGGGGUUGGUUUAUUAUCUUGAACUGCAUUUUAUCCAUAUUCCAUGGAUAUAAUGAAGUGCUUGAUGGUUUAACCAACGUCUCAAGAUCGCUUACUAUUCUACGCUGCCUUCUCUAAACUUUAAAUUUUCUUCUCCAAACUAUUCUAAUUUUCAUUUCCAGCGUCAGCUCCCCGAGCUAUUUAAACGCCAUAAAAAAAAAAAAAAAAAAAAAAAAAAAACUUGUUAUGAAUGCGACCGAUUCCUUUCGUUAGAACUUUUGUAUGUUGAAUUAUUUAAAUUAGUUGCUAUAAGAGACUUAGACUUCUAUGUUGAGUAAUUGUGAACCGGUCAAGAGACAGUUGUACUAUCAUCCUUGUAACAUAGAUAACUUGAAAACAAAAUCAAUAAAAUAUGCGGAAUGAACUCGAUGUUUUGAAGCAGAUCUUUACACGCACUUUUUGCAUCGAUUUUUUUUAUUCGUAUGAUGGUAUCGUGAAAAAAAGGUGAACAAAAAAAAACAAACAACUAACGAUAAAAUUUAAGCCAAGGGUAAGCAAAACUGACUUCGGGGACAGAGUUCAAUGCACUAUAAAUAUAUUUUUGUAUACAAGAGCUGUAAAACAAAUGACACGUAGGUACGGAAACUUUUUUCGAGUCGGUUGUUGUGAACGUAGCGAAAUCAGAGAAAUUCGAAACAUUGUAUAGGUAACAAUCUUUAUACAAGGAGUUUAUUUUUAUUACCGUAGGAAACUUUUUGUAGAGGAGAUAUUUUUUUUACUGAAUUGGAAAAACUUUUUAUCGCUUCGCUGUUGAAGAUAUCUAUGAUUGAAUCAUGCACAGUUUAGGUAUUUAUAGAGGUAAACUUUUCAAGCUAGUAGUAAAUCUGAUGUACUUCCUUUUUUGUAACCCCAUCAGAACGCGCCCCCUUGUUAUAGAAUUCUGUGGAAAAAUGUAAAAGCAUUUGGAAUCACGAAUCAUAUUCGUUCCCUGAGAUACUUAUUUAUUAUCAAAUCAAAUGUCCUGUAAAUAGGGUAUAAAACAUACGUGAACUGAAAUAAGAUGUUAUCAGUUUUCAUUUGUACAUUUGUAACCAACAUUUUUUCAAAGUUCCCACUCAUCAGAUGAUGAUUGGCAGCAUUUCACUAAGCCGUGGAAUCAGCUUUCACAUCACACUUCUUCUAAAGAUUAAAUAGAACUUCAAAAAUUUACCUAUUUUUUUGAACUGCAAAGUUUUGUUUCAUUAAUAAUAUUUUUGAGAAAUGAAAAUUCUUCAUUGGCACAAACAUACAGUAAUACUCGGAAAUAUAAAACUAAACGCUAUUUUUUCGUAAAGGUUAGAUUUUUUCAAUUAAUUCAAAUUCACAAUCGGAAUAAAAGUUAACAAUUGCUAGCCUUUUUAUUUAAAUGGGAAAUAUGUUGUGAAUUAGUUUGUUGUUAAUUUAUGAAAAAAAUAAAAAAUUGUUCACGUAAAUUUUGUUUCCACUAAAAGUUAUCGUUAAAAAUAGCAGAUGUCUACCAAAAAGUCCCUCAUGACAAAUUGUGACAUUUUGCGAGCGCGAGUUUGACCAUUAUUAGAAACUAUUCUGGGUGACCAGAACAAAUCGAAUGAACUGUUACGAAGAAACUAAAACAAAAAUAAGAUGACAAAAUCGAAAACCAUUCUGCACCAUUGAUUGACAGGUCGUUGAUGUAUUUCUACAUACUUUCUAAAAGUACAAAAUAAUCAUUAGUUUGAGCAAGAGAGUAAAAAAAACUCAAAAAAGGAAACCAAAACGCGAACGACCGGAAAAGCGAGCCUGAGACAUGCGCUGCUACUACAUAUGUUAGAUAAGCGAUUUUAAACUAAAUAUAUAUUAUACUAUUAUAAUAUUACACUAGCGACAAGUGAUACUGAGCUGAUCAAUAGAGGAGAAAGCGAGAGAAAUGAAGAGAAAGGAAGAAGUUAAUAAAUGAACUUAAUAUAAUAAACGUGGGAGACAAUCCUGGAAACGAGAGAGACAUAAUGGAUUGGCAAAAUAUUGCCACAUGAACAGUAAA
Messenger RNA from Uranotaenia lowii, 8969 nucleotides. Its product is annotated as exportin-4-like. The record is from RefSeq and is a predicted model, not a curated record. NCBI's taxonomy places the organism in Eukaryota, Metazoa, Arthropoda, Insecta, Diptera, Culicidae. Gene Ontology annotation, cellular component: cytoplasm; nuclear pore. Gene Ontology annotation, biological process: protein export from nucleus. Bases 640 to 4065 code for a protein of 1141 amino acids. The transcript is spliced from 6 exons. Gene Ontology annotation, molecular function: nuclear export signal receptor activity; small GTPase binding.